AUGUCAAAAGAAGGAUAUGUUAAUAGCAUGGAAACUUAUGAAUUUGCAUACAUGUGGACAAUUAAAAACUUCGGUCAAUGGGCCAAGCCAAAAAUUAUAUCACCAAGCUUUUCAUCUCAUUAUUCUGACGCUAAUGAUGAAUGGGUUUUGCAAAUAGAACGUUCAGGCCAACAUCUAUGGAUGAGGGUACAACUUCAAUCAUUUAAUAAUUUUUCACAUUAUUUAUUAAAAGCAGAAUGUGAAAUAUCAAAUAAAGAUGAUGAUAUAUUAUGUACAUGUGGUACACAUAGAUUCAAUCAAUCACCGCAAAUAGUUAUAUUCAAUGCAACACAACAAUUGAGUGCAGAUUUGAAAAAACUUUUGUCAAAUGAACAAUUAUCUGAUGUUACAAUUCAAGUGGGUCAAAAAUCAUUUCCUGCCAUCAAAGGAAUUCUUGCAGUACGUAGUCCUGUUUUUUUUGCAAUGUUUAGUCAUGAACAAUUAAAAGAAAAUCAAAAAAACGAAGUUGUCAUUGAAGAUAUUGAUGAAGAUGUUUUUGAAGAAUUUUUAUAUUUUAUUUAUACUGGUAAAUCACUAAAUAUUGAAAAAAUGCCAAUGGAACUACUUGCUGUUGCUGAAAAAUAUCAGGUUGAUUAUCUUAAAAAUAUAUAA
Molecule: messenger RNA, 651 nt
Organism: Aphidius gifuensis
Lineage: Eukaryota; Metazoa; Arthropoda; Insecta; Hymenoptera; Braconidae
Product: speckle-type POZ protein-like A
Exons: 3
Coding region: 1-651 (216 amino acids)
Biological process (GO): proteasome-mediated ubiquitin-dependent protein catabolic process; regulation of proteolysis
Cellular component (GO): cytoplasm; nucleus
Molecular function (GO): ubiquitin protein ligase binding
Source: RefSeq, a predicted model, not a curated record